GACCCAACCGAUAACCGAAAGCGCAGGCCUACACUGGAUCUACUUUUCUUUCGGCCCACAUAUUUAUUUCCAAGUUAUUUCACUUGCUCAAACAAUUUUGUCUGUUUUACAGUCACCUAGUAUCAAUAUCUUAGAGACGGCGAGAAACACGUGUCAUAGAACGCAACUGUGGCAUCUGCGAGCGUUAGCCACGUGGACAUUACAACCUUCAACCAACGUUGAGAUAGAAAGCAAAAAAAAGAAAAAACAGAAACAAAAUGAUAAUGUUGUCUGAUCUAUAUCAGAAAAUAUGUAUAAAAUUUUGGAAGAAUGGGAGUAACGGAGACAAGUACGUACAGAGAUCUACAUUUACCGUCUUUGAUCAUCGGAGGAUCAUUCGCCGCCGUUGCCAUUUGUCUCUCCCUUUUCUCUAUCCUCCAACAUCUCCGUUUCUACACCAAUCCUGCUGAACAAAAAUGGAUUGUUUCUGUUUUAUUUAUGGUGCCAGUUUAUGCAACCGAAUCGAUCAUUUCCUUGUCCAAUUCGAAAUUCUCGCUACCCUGUGACAUUUUGAGAAACUGCUAUGAGGCUUUUGCUUUGUAUUCCUUUGGAAGCUACUUGGUGGCGUGUCUAGGUGGUGAAAGAAGAGUUGUUGAAUACCUCGAACAUGAAUCAAAGAAACCAUUGUUAGAAGAAGGAGCAAAUGAGAGCAAAAAGAAGAAGAAGAAGAGUUCAUUUUGGAAAUUCUUGUGUGAUCCAUAUGUCUUGGGACGAGAGCUCUUUGUGAUCGAGAAGUUUGGUCUCGUCCAGUAUAUGAUCCUUAAAACCUUUUGUGCCUUCUUGACAUUUCUGUUGGAGCUUCUUGGUGUCUAUGGAGAUGGUGAAUUCAAAUGGUAUUACGGAUACCCAUACAUAGUGGUGGUGCUAAACUUCAGCCAGAUGUGGGCUCUGUUUUGCUUGGUUCAGUUCUAUAACGUGACUCAUGAACGCCUUAAAGAAAUAAAGCCGUUGGCUAAGUUCAUUAGCUUUAAGGCUAUCGUGUUUGCCACUUGGUGGCAAGGCUUCGGAAUCGCGUUGCUUUGUUAUUACGGUAUACUUCCAAAAGAAGGAAGAUUCCAGAACGGGUUGCAAGAUUUUCUCAUUUGCAUUGAGAUGGCGAUUGCAGCGGUGGCUCAUCUUUUUGUUUUUCCAGCUGAACCUUACCACUAUAUUCCGAUAUCAGUGUGUGGUAAAAUCACAGCCGAAACAAGCAAGACGGAAGUGAAACUAGAAGAAGGUGGUCUUGUUGAGACAACGGAGACUCAGGUUGAAGCAUCUGGCACAAGCAUUAAGGAGAGUGUACAAGACAUAGUUAUUGAUGGUGGCCAACACGUCGUGAAAGAUGUGGUUCUUACUAUAAACCAAGCAAUGGGACCGGUGGAGAAGGGUGUGACGAAGAUCCAGGAUACGAUUCAUCAAAAGCUUUUGGAUUCGAAUGGUAAAGAAGAAACAGAAGUGACUGAAGAAGUGACCGUUGAGACUUCGGUGCCGCCAAAAGAGUGAUUUUUGAGAUUUGCUCUUUGUUGUACUUUUGUUUCAUAGUUCUCUUUUAACGAUUUGUAUCUUUUAUCAAAGAUAGUACUUCCAUUGAUUUAUUUU
Molecule: messenger RNA, 1617 nt
Organism: Arabidopsis lyrata subsp. lyrata
Lineage: Eukaryota; Viridiplantae; Streptophyta; Magnoliopsida; Brassicales; Brassicaceae
Product: protein LAZ1 homolog 2
Exons: 7
Coding region: 310-1521 (403 amino acids)
Biological process (GO): transport
Molecular function (GO): transporter activity
Source: RefSeq, a predicted model, not a curated record